Chaetomium fimeti is the source of this 760-nucleotide messenger RNA. RefSeq lists its product as uncharacterized. The record is from RefSeq and is a predicted model, not a curated record. The transcript has 2 exons. Lineage: Eukaryota; Fungi; Ascomycota; Sordariomycetes; Sordariales; Chaetomiaceae. Bases 209 to 637 code for a protein of 142 amino acids.
CAACAUCUCGCCAUUCUCCUCCGUGCUAUCGACUUCCCUUGCUUUGUACGGGCAAGCCCUUCGUCGCCAAAUUGGAUUACCAGACUCCAACAGCGUUUUCCUUCUCAUCGCUUGACUGCCAGCGGACAGUCGACCCCUUUGUUUAGCUGCAUUACUCGAGGUUUAAGAUAUUUGGUUACGGGAAGUUUGAUACCUACAACCGCUCACCAUGUCUGGCAGCGGCGGAUUUUAUAAGUACCGGUGCAAGUACUUCUAUUCCCAUAACUGCAACAACUGGGUCUAUUGUAAUGGUCACGCCUGCGCCAUGUGCCUAGCCGAUGGCCGUGAUGUGGCGGAAUCCGAGGCGGCAAACCCACCACAGACCCAUUCCUCGAUGGCAUGGCAACGUCCACAAAACCAGCGGUUCCAGAAUCCCACCGCACCAACUGAGAUUUGCGUUCCCCAAGUCAUACAUGGCACCCUCCGAUACACCGUGAUGGAGAUCGUCCCCGCCGAUGAGCCGAGCUCGGGCGCAUAUUGGGUCCUCCGGCAGAAAGCCAUGGCACCGCAGGCACUCCCCUACAACUCCUUCACAACCAGCGACACGCCGCGGCCAGUAUUGACGUCUGUGGGUGUUACCGGGCAGAUGGCAUUUUGAUGAGGGGACAAUUAUCGGUAGCCUGGAGCUGCUGAGGUAUCAUACGUCCCCUCCCUUUCUACAAAGCAGGGCAAAACGGAUGGUGUGCGACGAUCUGAAACGCUGUGGGGGGUUUUCUUUGGU